AUGAGUUGCAAGCCAAGAAACUUUUAUGGCAACGAAGGUGUUGUUGGUUUAACUCGUUGGUUUGAAAAAGUUGAAUAUGUUUUUGAAAUAUGCUACUGCUCUGAUGGUAGCAAAGUGCGGUUUGCUGCAUGCACCUUGAUGGAUGGAGCUCUAACAUGGUGGACUGACCUUGUAAAAACCUUGGGUAUCUCGGUGGCUAACUCAAUGUCAUGGGAGAGCAUGAAAGAACUUUUAAUAGAGGAAUACUGCCCCCGAGAAGAAGUACAGAGCCUAGAACAUGAGCUUUGGAACUUAAAAAUGAAAGGUUCUGAAGUCAAGGCUUACACAACAAGGUUUAAUGAUCUUGCAGUCCUCUGUCCAGGCAUGGUGAAACCAGAAAGCAAGAAAGUGGAGCGUUAUAUAUGGGGUCUGGCUCCAAAAAUAAAAGGAAUGGUACUUUCAUCGAAACCUACCACAUAUCUCAGUGCUAAACGUCUAGCUAUGCAAUUGAUCAAGAACGAAAUCGAAAAUGGAGUAAUGGUAAAGGAAGUUGAAACUCCAAAGGUUAGCAACAACCACCAUAAACGAAAGUUCAAUGGAGCGAACCAGAACCAAUAG
Molecule: messenger RNA, 597 nt
Organism: Lactuca sativa (garden lettuce)
Lineage: Eukaryota; Viridiplantae; Streptophyta; Magnoliopsida; Asterales; Asteraceae
Source: RefSeq, a predicted model, not a curated record